GGUGGGGUGGGGAAGAAGAUGGAGGGAUUAACGCUGAGUGAUGCGGAGCAGAAAUACUACUCCGAUCUCUUCUCCUACUGCGACAUCGAGAGCACCAAGAAGGUAGCGUCCAACGGGAGGGUGGUGGAGCUGUUCCGGGCCGCGCAGCUCCCCAACGAGGUGGUCUUACAGAUUAUGGAACUUUGUGGUGCAACAAGACUUGGUUAUUUUGGAAGAAGUCAAUUUUACAUUGCUUUAAAACUUGUAGCUGUGGCCCAGUCUGGUCUCCCAUUAAGAGUGGAAAGCAUAAAUACGGGAAUUGAAAAUUCACCAUGUGUUGAUCUGCACCUUUUCCCAUCCAUACUGAUAAAGGAUCUCCCCCUGCCCAGAUUUGGAGCUUCAAAGAGUGAGCAAGAAUCUCGGCACACAACCUCAUAUUCUUCAGAUACUGAGAAUCAGGGUUCCUAUUCAGGUGUAAUUCCUCCACCACCUGGUAGGGUACAAGUCAAAAAGGGCUCUGUAAGCCAUGAUACCGUCCAGCCACGUCCAUCUACAGAUCAUCAGGAAUCCACUUCUCCAGUAGUUUCUCCCCAACAGUCCCCUCCAACUUCUCCACACUCCUGGAGGAAGCACAAUCGCCAUCCCAGUGGGGGAAAUAAUGAACGUCCUCUUCCUGGACCUGGGCCUUUUUGGUCACCAUUUAGUGAAGCACAAACAGGUUCUUCAACUGGUGAUGCAAUGUGGUCUGGUCAUUCUCCACCUCCACCUCAAGAAAACUGGGUCAGUUUUGCAGAUACUCCACCAACCAGUACUCUUUUAGCCAUGCAUCCUGCUUCUGUCCAGGACCAGACAACAGUACGAACUGUAGCAUCAGCUACAACUGCCAAUGAAAUUCGUAGGCAAUCCAGUAGUUAUGAUGAUCCCUGGAAAAUAACAGAUGAACAAAGACAGUAUUAUGUAAAUCAGUUUAAAACCAUUCAACCCGAUCUAAACGGAUUUAUUCCAGGAUCUGCAGCUAAAGAGUUUUUUACAAAAUCAAAACUACCUAUUCUUGAACUUUCUCAUAUUUGGGAACUCUCAGACUUUGAUAAAGAUGGCGCUUUGACACUGGAUGAAUUUUGUGCUGCUUUUCAUCUGGUAGUUGCCAGGAAGAAUGGUUAUGACUUACCUGAAAAACUACCUGAAAGCUUAAUGCCCAAACUGAUUGAUUUGGAAGAUUCAGCAGAUGUCGGAGAUCAGUCAGGUGAGGUAGGUUACUCAGGGUCUCCUGCAGAAGCACCUCCAAGCAAGUCGCCAUCAAUGCCAUCAUUAAACCAGACCUGGCCAGAACUGAAUCAGAGCAGUGAGCAGUGGGAGACAUUUAGUGAACGCUCUUCAAGCUCACAAACUCUGACCCAAUUUGAUUCUAACAUUGCACCAGCUGAUCCUGAUACUGCUAUUGUUCAUCCAGUUCCCAUUCGAAUGACUCCAAGCAAAAUUCACAUGCAGGAAAUGGAACUUAAAAGAACUGGAAGUGAUCACACUAAUCCUACUAGCCCAUUACUUGUGAAGCCACCUGACCUUUCAGAAGAAAAUAAGAUAAAUUCAUCAGUGAAAUUUGUUUCUGGAAAUACAGUUGCAGAUGGGUACAGUAGUUCAGACUCUUUUACCUCUGACCCAGAGCAGAUUGGAAACACUGUAACUCGGCAACGAUCACAUUCAGGAACAUCUCCAGAUAACACUGCACCUCCACCCCCACCUCCAAGACCUCAUCCCUCCCAUUCUAGAUCAUCAUCUUUAGAUAUGAAUAGAACCUUUACAGUCACAACAGGACAACAACAGGCUGGAGUUGUUGCCCAUCCUCCUGCAGUGCCUCCAAGACCACAGCCUUCACAGGCUCCAGGUUCUCAUGUGCAUCGCCCAGUGGAUGCUGAAGGCCUAAUAACUCACACUAGUACCUCACCUCAACAGAUACCAGAACAACCAAAUUUUGCAGAUUUCAGCCAAUUUGAAGUAUUUGCUGCAUCUAGUGUAAAUGAAGAACCUGAUGAUGAAGCUGAAAUGCAUCCAGAUGUCUUGCAGGUUGAAAAAACUUCUGAUCCUUCAAGUUCUCUUAGAGUUGCCAAAACAGAUGGAAGAGUUGAGGAAAAGACAGCUGCUAGUGCUCCUGCCAAUGUGGGCAAAAGCACAACACCUCUUGCUCCACCUCCUAAGCCUAUUCGUAGAAGAUUAAAAUCAGAGGAUGAACUAAGACCGGAAGUUGAGGAACAUUCACAAAAGACAGGUGUCUUAGCUGCUGUUCUAGCUUCACAGCCUUCUAUACCUAGAUCAGUUGGGAAGGAUAAGAAAGCUAUUCAGGCAUCAAUUAGACGCAAUAAGGAAACCAACACGGUUUUGGCCAGAUUGAAUAGUGAAUUGCAGCAACAGUUAAAGGAUGUUCUUGAAGAGAGAAUUUCCCUGGAAGUUCAACUGGAACAGCUUCGGCCAUUCUCUCACCUAUAAGCCAAUUGCCGUUAACUGUGAACAUACUCAUUUUUAAAGGGGUAUCGGGCUCUCUCUAAGCCAGUUUGAAGACCAGACAUUUAGCUCACUGCUCUCUAUUCAAUGUUAAGUUUUGUGAUUGUUUUGUCCUUGUAUGUUCACCAUUGUAUUUAAGUUUUUUUGUUUUUUAAUUUCAACAAUAAAGAGGGCCAGGAUGACCUUUUUCUGGAAGGAAUGUUGUAUUUGUUGCCACUCUUGAUCUUUG
Phascolarctos cinereus (koala) is the source of this 2704-nucleotide messenger RNA. It is a transcript of the gene REPS1, whose product is annotated as RALBP1 associated Eps domain containing 1. The record is from RefSeq and is a predicted model, not a curated record. Gene Ontology annotation, biological process: endosomal transport; endocytosis. Gene Ontology annotation, molecular function: calcium ion binding; protein binding. Lineage: Eukaryota; Metazoa; Chordata; Mammalia; Diprotodontia; Phascolarctidae. Gene Ontology annotation, cellular component: cytoplasm; plasma membrane.